CCCAACCACAUCGUUCUCUGUUUUUUUUUUAACGAAUCUCCGUCCUCUCUGACAUGAAAUCUUUGCCCUUCCAUGCCCUUUAACCUUUCCUUUUCCCGGUCUCCCCCUCUUUUCCGGUACCCCUUUUCCGGCGGAGGAAAUUCACGAAGAGGAGAUCUCGAGGCGGUUCUGUCACCGGAGAAAUGGAGGAGAACUCCUCGGAGAAAAUUUCCGGCUGCGGGCUAUUGAGCGUAAUGUUCGGAAGGCGUGCCCUGUGGGCCAAGAAACCUACCGGAGAUAACAGUAGCCACAAAAGCUCGAUGGGCAGUAGCGGUAAUGUCCCGACAGCCUCCGCCAACAUUCAGUUUACCAAAUCCCCCGGAACCGAGUUUGCCCCUAAAAGGACUCAAGUUGCAAACAACGACGAUCAAAGGAUUGCAUCCGACCCGAUACAGAACAAGAAAUCGGGCUUAAGACCUUCAUCGAAUCAAUACCCUAAUAGCCAUCAACCAUAUAACAACGGUAAUCGCAGUAGUAAGAAUGAUUCAUAUGGAGGAACGGUCCAACAACAACAAGUUAGGAAGGUGCCGAAGGGAGCAAUCGGGAUAUCGGGCGAGCUAGAGAAAAUGAUCACCGAUCAUCAGAAAGGGAGAUCGCCCAAUGGCUCGUUGGUUCGUGCAUCUUCGAGCAAUGUCAUGUUGUACGGUAAUCUUGGGAAUCUGAGACAGCCCGGGGGGAAUUCCACUGUAGGGUAUGGGGCGAGGAAGACGAACGACGAGGAAAGGAGGAUGGCUGGACCGGUUGCAAGGAGCUCGUACCAGUCAGGAUCAUUGUGUAGGGCUAUUUCGACGAGGAUGGAUCCCGAAACGUUGAAGAUAAUGGGGAAUGAAGAUUACAAGAACGGGAAUUUCGCCGAGGCAUUGGCUCUGUAUGAUGCAGCCAUAGCCAUUGACCCGAACAAGGCAGCUUACCGGAGCAAUAAGAGCGCGGCUUUAACAGCAUUGGGCAGAAUCCUCGAGGCGGUUUUCGAGUGCAGAGAAGCCAUCGGAAUCGAGCCUCAUUACCACAGGGCUCACCAUAGAUUGGCAAAUUUGUAUCUCAGAUUAGGAGAGGUCGAGAAGGCGAUAUAUCAUUUCAAACAUUCGGGUCCAGAAGCUGAUGCCGAGGACAUUGCUAAAGCCAAGACCGUACAAACACAUAUAAACAAAUGUACGGAAGCCAAGAACCGACGAGAUUGGAACACACUGAUAAAAGAAACAGCAAACGCCAUAUCCUCAGGCGCUGAUUCAGCUCCUCAGGUAUAUGCUUUGCAAGCAGAGGCUUUCUUGAAGACGAACAGACAUCAAGAAGCCGAUGAAGCAUCGUCCAAAAGCCCUAAUUUUGAUGUUGAAACAUCAACUAAGUACUACGGAACCAUCAGUCAAGCAGGUUUCUUGUCCGUCGGGGCUCAGGUUCACAUGGCCUGCGGCAGAUUCGAGGAGGGAAUGGAGGCGAUCGAACGAGCCGUGAAGAUGGACGGGAACAACAGGGAGGUGCAGAUGGUGAUGAUGAGGGCUCAGGGGGUGACAGCGGCACGGUCGAGAGGGAACGAGCUUUUCAAAGCAGGGCGGUUCGAGGAAGCCAUCGCCGCCUACGGAGAGGGUUUAGACCUCGACCCUCGAAACUCCGUCUUGCUCUGCAACCGAGCCGCUUGCCGCUCCAAGAUGAGCCACCUCGACAAGGCCGUCGACGACUGCUCCGCCGCUCUCUCCCUCCGCCCCGGCUAUGCCAGAGCUCGUCUACGAAGAGCCGAUUGCCACGCCAAGAUGGGAAACUGGGAAAUGGCGAUGGAAGACUACGAGGUACUGAAGAGAGAGAGACCGGAGGACGCGGAAGUGGACAGAGGUUUGUCGGAAGCGCGGGAACAGCUCAUGAAACGCCGAGGUCACGGUUCUCGAUAAUAUUCGCCGGCGAUUAUACUUUUUUUUUUUCCGGUGAAUACCGAUUCUUUUUUUUUUCCUUUUCGACAUAGCGAUUUAGAACAGGAAUGAAAUCAAGCUUGAAUAUUUGUGUAGAGAUUCGUGGUGAUGAUUUAGCUUUUAAUGUUUCUUGUCUUCCU
Tarenaya hassleriana is the source of this 2077-nucleotide messenger RNA. Its product is annotated as inactive TPR repeat-containing thioredoxin TTL3-like. The transcript has 5 exons. Lineage: Eukaryota; Viridiplantae; Streptophyta; Magnoliopsida; Brassicales; Cleomaceae. Gene Ontology annotation, cellular component: cytoplasm. Gene Ontology annotation, molecular function: protein binding. The coding region runs from base 183 to 1919 and encodes 578 amino acids. The record is from RefSeq and is a predicted model, not a curated record.